This is a messenger RNA of Microtus oregoni (creeping vole), 2522 nucleotides long. It is a transcript of the gene Barhl2, whose product is annotated as BarH like homeobox 2. The transcript is spliced from 3 exons. Gene Ontology annotation, cellular component: nucleus. The record is from RefSeq and is a predicted model, not a curated record. The coding region runs from base 645 to 1799 and encodes 384 amino acids. Lineage: Eukaryota; Metazoa; Chordata; Mammalia; Rodentia; Cricetidae. Gene Ontology annotation, biological process: regulation of transcription by RNA polymerase II. Gene Ontology annotation, molecular function: DNA-binding transcription factor activity, RNA polymerase II-specific; RNA polymerase II transcription regulatory region sequence-specific DNA binding.
AACGCGCGGGGCAGCGGCGGGAGUCGCCGGGCGCCGCCUGUCCGCGGUCUCCUGCGCCCGCGCCUGCUCCUUCGAUCCUUCUCCUCCUCCCGGGACGCCUGCGGCCGCGACCGCUCCGCAACUUUCCAAGAAAGUUCAGAAACUCAGCUCCGGAGCGGCCGGGUCGCUUGUGGUGGUCACCUCGGGGAUCGCUAGGGCUUUGCGUUCGCUACACCUGCCUUGGCCGCCGCCGCCGCCGCCCAGGACAGGGCAGUGGGCAGACCCAGGCGGCGGCGGUGGCGGUGGCGGCGGCGGAGUAGCUGCGGCCGCCAGCACCUUAGCCUGGGUACCGCGCGCCGCCGCCGCCCACGUGCGCGGUGGUCCAGCAGAGCGCAUCUUUCUGCUUGGGGCAUUUUUUUGGUUUUCUAUCUCUCAUCUUUCUUUCCUUUUACGUUUUGCUUAUGGGAAAAAGUUGAGUCGAAAGUGUCCAACAAUUGCCACGUUCCCGUUAUCCUCCUUUCCCGCCCCACUUUUUUUUAAAGCAGUGCCAACGGAUUUUUGUUGUUGUUGUUGUUAAAGAGUCUGUUUUGUUUUAUGAUCGAUAGUUUCCCUUGCUUGGUCCUGGCGGUUGCUGAUCCGCGGAGUGGCGUGGACCUCAUGUAGAAAUGACAGCAAUGGAAGGGGCCAGCGGGUCGAGUUUUGGAAUAGACACGAUUUUGUCCGGUGCCGGUUCCGGCAGCCCCGGCAUGAUGAACGGAGAUUUCCGCCCUCUCGGUGAAGCUAGAACCACGGAUUUUAGGAGCCAGGCCACCCCGUCACCCUGUUCGGAGAUUGAUACCGUGGGAACGGCGCCCUCUUCUCCGAUCUCGGUCACCUUGGAGCCCCCGGAGCCGCAUCUUGUGACAGACGGGCCCCAGCAUCACCAUCACCUCCACCAUGGCCAACAGCCGCCGCCACCGCCAGCCGCGGGCCCCGCACAAAGUUUGCAGCCUUCGCCCCAACAGCAACCGCCUCCGCAGCCACCGUCGGCAGCCCAACAGCUGGGCUCAGCCGCCUCGGCCCCCAGGACUUCCACCUCUUCAUUUCUAAUUAAGGACAUCUUGGGGGACAGCAAACCUCUGGCGGCUUGUGCGCCCUACAGCACCAGCGUCUCUCCUCAUCACACGCCGAAGCAGGAGAGCAAUGCGGCGCACGAGAGCUUCAGGCCAAAGCUGGAGCAGGAGGACAGCAAAACGAAGCUGGACAAGAGGGAGGACUCCCAGAGCGACAUCAAAUGCCAUGGAACAAAGGAAGAAGGAGAUCGGGAGAUUACAAGUAGCCGAGAGAGUCCCCCUGUGAGAGCCAAGAAACCCCGAAAAGCCAGGACAGCUUUCUCGGACCACCAGCUCAAUCAGCUGGAGCGCAGCUUCGAGAGGCAGAAGUACCUGAGUGUCCAGGACCGCAUGGACUUGGCAGCGGCACUCAACCUCACUGAUACUCAAGUCAAGACUUGGUACCAGAACCGCAGAACCAAGUGGAAGCGACAGACCGCAGUGGGCCUGGAGCUGCUGGCAGAGGCUGGGAACUACUCCGCUCUACAGAGGAUGUUCCCGUCGCCUUAUUUCUACCACCCAAGCCUGCUGGGCAGCAUGGACAGCACCACAGCGGCGGCGGCGGCCGCGGCCAUGUACAGCAGCAUGUACCGGACUCCUCCGGCACCCCACCCGCAGCUGCAGCGGCCGCUGGUGCCCCGCGUCCUCAUCCACGGCCUGGGGCCUGGGGGACAGCCGGCCCUCAACCCUUUGUCCAACCCCAUCCCAGGCACCCCGCAUCCCCGGUGAGGAAGGAGGGACCGUGCCGAAGCCCUCCAAUUCCCAUUCCGCCCCGGACAGCUGCCCCGCCUCUCCCCGCACCAGGCCAACAGGAAUAGAGGCUGAGGAGUCAAAGGGGAGCUCACCGGUGGGCUGGGGUCCCCAAGGACCAGCCAGCUCUCUGCUCUCCAUCUGCCCCCUCAGAGGCAGGGAUGCAAAGCUCCCAACAGUGUGAAUGGCCCCACUGAAAGGCUACCAGUAAGUGAAAAACAUCCACAAAAGCAAACCCUCGACUUCUUUUUUAACAGAAUGACUUUAGGGACCCGCGGAAGGGAGGGAGGGGGGAGGGCUAAGAAGGGAUGAGAGAAGGGCGUGGAGAGGGGCUCUCUGGCAGAGAGAAUUGUUGCUGGACACAGCCUGAAGUUCACCCUCGGGCAGAAGGUGAUUUCCUGGACAUCCAAUCUGCCUCAGAGCAGAGGAGGGGGAUGGAGAACUUUGCACUGAUUUCUCAUGAGAUUUUUUUUUCUUUUGAAAAAAGUGGCAUGCUACAUAAUAUGAAAAAAUGUACAUUUGAAAGACUGAGUGAUAAGUGAUAUAUCAUAUUUAUUAUAUGUUGUCCAAAACAGAGUCACUUAUAUACGUCAGUAAAAAACAUGAUUUUUCUUUUCAUGUCUUUUUGAUUCAGUAAAAUAAAUGCUUAGACAAAAGUAUAGAUUUUUCUGUGAUUGAAAAUUACAAAAAUAAAGUUUAUCU